Vicia villosa (hairy vetch) is the source of this 1104-nucleotide messenger RNA. RefSeq lists its product as uncharacterized. Lineage: Eukaryota; Viridiplantae; Streptophyta; Magnoliopsida; Fabales; Fabaceae. The record is from RefSeq and is a predicted model, not a curated record. The coding region runs from base 196 to 837 and encodes 213 amino acids. The transcript has a single exon.
CCCGUCCUGUCCCGUCCCGCCCCGAUCUUUUUUUAUGAAACGGGAUGGCAUACUUUUCUGUAUAACAUUAAUUUUUCCUUUUAUAUUUCCAAUAUUCACACAAGAUCGCUACCAACCCUUCAAAACCAGUAUAAAUCCUAUCAUGCUACUGACUCAUUUGAACCUUGAAAUCCACUUUGCUUUCUGUUUUCAGUUAUGUGUUCUGAAACAUCUUCACCUCGUUUCUCUUUCUCCAAUGAUGUUUCAACAAUGAAACAUGAUGAUAAUGAUGUUCCUCGUAGAGACACAUCUCUUCUUGAAUCAAAUCCUGAUUUUGAAUUCAUCACUAGCAAAACCAUCGAGUUUGAAACAUCUUCAGCUGAUGAACUUUUCUGUAAUGGAGUAUUACUUCCAUUGCAGAUAACAAACAACAAGAAAAUCAUCACUGAGAAUUAUAAGGAACAUCCUCCUCCAGGUACGAUGAAUCUUCCGCCUCGUCCAUUUUCGACUAAAAUAAAGAAACAAGUUGAAGAAAAAUAUACUCAAACAAGUUCUUUUUGGGGAUUCAAAAGAAGCAAAAGUCUUGAUUGUGAUGCAAAGAAAAGUUUUACAUGCUUUUCGCCUCCUUUGUCGCGAAGCAAUUCGACAGGUUCAUGGUCGAAUCUAAGGAGAAUGAGUUCGAACAGGCAACAAUCAUCAUGUUCUGCAUGGAAUAACUUGUAUCCUGUACAAAAGUUUUGUUCAGGUAAGAGUUAUGAAAAUGGUUUUAGGACUAGUCCAGUUAUAAAUGUAUCAACUAUUUGUUGUGGAUUGGGUUCAUUCUUUAGUGUUGGGAAGCCUAAGAAGAAUAAUAAUUGAUUCGAAGGUGUGUUUGGUGUCGGAUGCACGCUUAUGGUUACAUUCAAUUAGUUUAUUUGGUCAAAGAAUUAUGAAAGUGAUUGUAUGUUUUAUAUCACUUAAAUAUAUAUUGAUUUGAAUGCGUGUUUGAUGUCUAACCGAUGUAGUUACAUUCAAUUAUUUUAUUUUUUCCGAAGAAUUAUGAAUGUGAAUGUGAUCGGAUGUUGUAUAUUAGUGAAUAGCAAAACCUUUUUAAAUCUAAACUUACAUAUAGUAUUAUCUCAAAUG